Perkinsus marinus ATCC 50983 is the source of this 1233-nucleotide messenger RNA. RefSeq lists its product as hypothetical. Gene Ontology annotation, biological process: mitochondrial RNA processing; chloroplast rRNA processing; regulation of mitochondrial mRNA stability. The record is from RefSeq and is a predicted model, not a curated record. The transcript is spliced from 2 exons. The coding region runs from base 1 to 1233 and encodes 410 amino acids. Gene Ontology annotation, cellular component: ribonucleoprotein granule; mitochondrial matrix. Gene Ontology annotation, molecular function: RNA binding. NCBI's taxonomy places the organism in Eukaryota, Perkinsozoa, Perkinsida, Perkinsidae.
AUGUGGGGGUGUGCUUCUUGCUAUUCGGCUGCGGCGGAGGAGGAGGAUGGUUCUCGAGAACAUAUAGUUGAAAUAGUUAAGAAGGUUAUGGUGGAGUUCUUCCGUAGGGAUGGUAUCGGGUUCGAAUCCCGGCAUGUAUCGAAUAUCGUGUGGUCUUUGGGGACCAUCCAGCUGCCUCUUCCUAGUGACUUCCUACUGCGUCUUCUGAGUGCAUGUACAGCCGUUAGUGACGACUUCAAAGACCAGGAGGACGCCAACACCAUCUGGGGCUUGGCUCGGCUUUCAGCGGCUGCUCUAGCUGCUGACGAGGGCAUCCACGCCAUACGUAAGUACAUAAUCGGACGAGUGCUCCGUCGAACAGACUGGGGUGUGCUUCGUCCGGAGGAGUUCGGUAUGGUCCUCUGGGGUGUUGCCGUAGGGGUCGGUUCCGAGGCAGACACUAUUGUAUUAGAGAGGCUAGCAAGAGCAGCCUCUGCCCUGGGUAGAAGGAUGGCAACUGAACCGCCAUCCCAUCGGGCUAUUGCUAAUGUCCUAUGGGCCUUCGCUUCCCUGCGGUAUGCUGAUGACAAUUUGCUUCGCUUCAUAAAUCUAACGUCACCGACGGUGGCACGGAGUGGUUCGGGGCGGCAUCUUUCUAAUGUGGUGUGUGCCUUGAGCGACCUUGGCUGUGCUCUACCUGAUGAGCUCUUAGAUGCAGCUAUAAAGGCGUGCUCCUAUCCCCCCAGCAACGCCACAGGCCGCCAUGCAGCGGGACUAUUACGUGCAAUAGCGGCAUCGGUGAACCGAAGGGAGGUGGGAGUUGCCGAACUUGUGCCCGUAGUGGCUACUGUAUGGAAGUUUUAUGAUGAAGAAGGGGAGGCUACGGCUCGACAGCUCUUUAUAGCGAGCCUCUGGAGUAGCCUCUGCACCCCUUCGCCGCUGAUGACUGACCGAAAGGAAAUUGAAAUGGUCGUUAGCGGAGCGAUGCAAGGCUUUGCUGUGGACGACGCAGCCAGUAGUCGUAUUCACGGUGAUGUCGCCAUGGUGCUGCGAAGGAUCGUUGGACCGAAGAUGUUGGUCGAGACGUCGGCGUAUGGCCUUAGUGUUGACAUCGGCCUUGGAGGCUCCGAUUCUGAUUGGUUUCAUGCCGGCCAUGGGCUUUCUCGGACGGGUUGUAGUGUCAUGCUGGGUCUCUCAGCGGCUCGUGUUGUCAUGACUGAAUCGGGCUCGUCUCCUGGUGUCGAGAUCAGCUAG